AUGCUUCAUCUCCACAUCCACCUACACCUCUGCAAGUUCGGCGAAAUCUUUUGCUGCUUCGGAAGUAGAGAGGUUUUGCCCGCUAAGCUUCCGGGCCCAGAAUCAAGCUCGAAUGGCUCGAAUACACCCAUCCGGACCCAGCCUCAAAGGCAAGGUGGAAUGGAACUUCCAAACAUAAUCCAAGCCGGUACCACCGCCGAAUCUACCGCUAGUGCAGUCGCGGCCACAGCUUGA
This is a messenger RNA of Morchella sextelata, 234 nucleotides long. RefSeq lists its product as uncharacterized. Bases 1 to 234 code for a protein of 77 amino acids. The transcript has a single exon. The record is from RefSeq and is a predicted model, not a curated record. NCBI's taxonomy places the organism in Eukaryota, Fungi, Ascomycota, Pezizomycetes, Pezizales, Morchellaceae.